Guyanagaster necrorhizus is the source of this 1797-nucleotide messenger RNA. Its product is annotated as cytochrome P450. The transcript is spliced from 12 exons. Gene Ontology annotation, molecular function: heme binding; iron ion binding; monooxygenase activity. Bases 109 to 1728 code for a protein of 539 amino acids. Lineage: Eukaryota; Fungi; Basidiomycota; Agaricomycetes; Agaricales; Physalacriaceae. The record is from RefSeq and is a predicted model, not a curated record.
CAGACCUACUUGAUUGAUUGGUGGCCAAAGUCAAAACACAUAUGUACAAUAAACACGUAACAACGAUUGGUCCCCUCGAAUUCCCUUCAUUCAUAGAGGCUGUUCAUCAUGUCUCUUCCUCAACUUUCCUUAGCCUUCCUUGUGCUGUCCGUCACUUAUGCGUUGUAUCGCCGAAUCACUCGCAUUUCCUUAGGCGAUGUGCCUGGUCCUACGUCAACUUCGUUUCUCUACGGUUCAUUGCCUGAAUUGCUCUCUGGGCAGGCUGGAGAGGUCGACUUCAAAUGGCAACAAAUGUACGGAGACGUUAUAAGGGUCCGCGCUUCAUUGGGAGAAGAGCGCCUGCUGAUCUCGGAUCCUAAAGCUAUUCAUCAUGUGUAUCAAGGCACGAAAUAUCAGUACAUCAAACCUCCUGGACGUGCUGAGCUCAUUCGACCGCUGAUGCGGGAUCCAGACGUUAAUAAUCACCCAAGGAACCGAAAGGCUGUGGAACCGGCAUUUACGGUGGGAGAGAUCAAGUCAUACCUCUCCAUUUUUUUUUCAUGCACGGAGAAGAUGACGUCAAAGUGGUUGGACAUGAUUCCUGCCGUUGGAGACCAGUCGAUGGUUGUGGAUGUAGCGUCAUGGGCAUCCAAGGUCACGCUUGAUAUUGUCGGAGAAGCAAUCUUCGACUGCCAUUUUGGUGUUUUAGAUGAAUCCGAGCAUCCACUGGCAGAGGCGUAUGCGAACUUGUUCUUCAACACGUUUUCUGCUCCCAACAGCGAGAGUGCUCGUUCCAUGAGCCUGUCGUUAUGUCUCGUCGAGUGGCUUCCGAGAUGGAUGAUAAGAUUCAUGGUCAAUCACUCUCCUGCACGGCGGUUUUCUUACAUUCGGAACUCUAGCGCCGUUAUUAGCGAGAUUACCACACAGCUAUUGAACAAGAAGGCGAAUGAUCCUGUUCUCGGAAAGCGGAAAAAAGAUAUCAUGAGCUUAUUGAUCAAAGCAAAGGAGUCGAACGACCCCAAGACUCGCCUGGAUGACGACGAGGUCCUGACGCUCAUGAACGGUAUGCUUUUCGCUGGACACGAAACUAGUGGAAAUACCUUAAGCUGGCUUUUGUUCGAGCUUGCCAAGGCUCCUGCUAUCCAACAAAAACUUCGUGCAGAGAUCAGGGCCAAUCUGAUGCUCCAAAAUCGCAGUGAUUUAGCUCCUUCUGAUCUCGAUAGCAUGACGUACCUGAAUGCCGUGUUGAAGGAGACCCUACGAUUCCAUCCCAUCUCGUACAACAGUCCUAGAAUGGCAUCGCGGGAUGACAUACUUCCUCUGAGCAAACCUAUUGCGACGAGAUCUGGAAAAGUCCUACACGAGCUACCCAUACCCAAAGGAACGUACGUCAUCUCAUCCAUCGCGGGCUACAAUAGAAACAAGAAUGUUUUCGGGGAGGACGCGCAUGUGUUCAAUCCCGAAAGAUGGCUGAAUGGCGAUGUCAAGCAGAAUGCCAAAGUUUCGUUGGGGAUGUAUGGUAAUUUGUUUACGUUCAUCGGUGGACCUCAGUCUUGUAUGGGUUGGCGGUUCGCCGUAUGCGAGCUACAGGCUCUUAUGGUAGAGAUUAUCGACAAAUUUGAGUUUUCACUUACAGAGGAUUGGAUUCGCAUCCGGAGGGAAUCAUGCAGGGUAAUGGUCCCCACCCUCGAAGGAGAGGUGGAGAAGGGGGCCCGAUUGCCUUUGAAGGUGAAGAUUGCGUCUCGAUAAUUUUUUUAAUCAUUACAUUUUUUUUUGUUUGGCCGGUGAAUCGAAUGUCAUAUAGGGUGGACAAGAGGC